This is a messenger RNA of Aegilops tauschii subsp. strangulata, 2419 nucleotides long. RefSeq lists its product as uncharacterized. The record is from RefSeq and is a predicted model, not a curated record. Lineage: Eukaryota; Viridiplantae; Streptophyta; Magnoliopsida; Poales; Poaceae.
ACGACGCUUUCAGCAAUGCUGGAUAUAUGAAUUCAAGCUUACCGUGGUGCUCCUCUGCCGUGUCCCGUUUCAGUAGGUACUAAUAAUUCAGAUUUGCCGCUCGGGAGGUCUCUGCUUGGUUCAAAAUUUCGAAACCACGCACGCACACGCCAGGUUUGCUGCUCGCUCGCUCGCUCCUCGGCGCGGAGCGGACCGGACCUCGCCGCCGGCCAUGGCGCUGCUCUGCUUCCUCCUCGACCUCCGCAACAUCCCGCCGCCCAUCCUCGGCCUCCUCAAGCAGUGCCUGCUCCACCUCGCCAACCACUACGCCGCCGCCCCCUCGCCGCCCGCGGCCUCCGCCUCCGCCGCCCCGCUCCCGGACCGCCUCGCCCUCUGCUACGUCCACCACGCCGCCGCCGCCCCCUCCGGUUCCUCCUCCCGCUCCCCGCCCGAGCUCAAGAUUGCGUAUAGGCCCGGGGAGAAAUUCAGCCUUCGAGAUUUCCACCAUGCUGUCGAAAACUUGCCUCUGGAUGGCUUCCUUCCUGACCAACAUGGGUCUGUGCCAACUGGAGACGUGUCACUACAAAAUCUGUUUAGCAACAGGGCCAUCUAUUCUUGGGCCACUGAUGACAUCUCCAAGAAAGUGAUUGCAAUAUGUUUUUCUGCACAAAACACGGAACCUCUCCGAAGAUCACUUAUGGAAGCAUCGGAACAGUGUAUUACAGUGGAGUUUGUAAUGUUGGAAACAGAAACUGCUGCGUUCAUGUAUGAUGAUGUUUCUGAAAACUCCAGCAGUUUCAUACACAGAAUCAGUGACCUUGAAAACUGCGUCGUUCGAAGAUACAGUCCUGAGACCCAAGUUUUGCAUGGGCUAGUCAAGAGGUGGUUAGAAGAGCUGAAGGAUGACAAGGAAGAGAUGAUGCAAGCUGUAUUGGUGUUCAGAGCUCCCAUAAUUAAAUCUGUUAAUCAAGUAACUUGCAGCAUAUAUCCAUCAGCAAAUCAGAUCAUUGAUGGUUUUCCAUAUUGUCAGGUAUGCAGGUGCCAUGGUCUCCCCAUAGAUGACGUUACCACAAAUAAGGCAAAAUGGCUGUGCCCAACAACAAGCCGCCAACUUGCAGCUUCUGAUGUUACUGAUAGUGCCGUGAAGAUUGGAGAUCAGACUGUAUUGUUUCUUUCCACUUCAGGAGGUGGGUCAAACAUGCGACGAGCCUCUACAUCCAUUUCUUUCGAUGUGAUUGAGCGCACUGACUUAGCCUCGCUAAAUGAAGGAGUCAUAAUGGGGAAAUCUCAUGUUGUGGUUCCCAGCUCAAAUGAUGAAGUUGCUCUAACUGAUGAGAGCUUGGAUCAGAACACCCAGAUUUUCUAUGGUCUGUGUGAAACUCUUUUCAAGCUCGAUCAGGGACUUGUGUGCUCCUCUGCGUGCAACACUGAAACAAUGAAAAUUGGAACCCUUGCCUGUUAUUAUCUCCUUCAGCCAUCUGAAAAGGGGCCAAUGCUUCUUAGGAGGCUUGCUGGAUCUGAAGAGAUACUGCCUCUCCCGGAUGUGAGUCGACCUCGCAACUAUACUGUUAGCAUGGACGCCAAGAAUUCAAUUGAAACCUCUUUAUCGAAGAUUGCUGUGAAGGAAUACAACCCUCUACACCAUGAAAGAGGUUUCCACUCGAAGCUGAAUUCUCUGGUCAAGGAUAGCCUGCAAUUCGGGUCAAUUGCCCCAGCCUAUGCUGAAGAUGCCACCCACCUUGACUCCUUCAGUGAGCCACAAAUACCAGCAUUGCAGGGUCCCAGGGGAAACAUGUUCAUGAGCCAAAGGGACAAGGCCAGAGACGCCGACCGGAUCUACGCGUUCAGCGAGCCGCAGACGACGACGCCGUUGUUCCGAGCUCCGAAAGACAGGCUCCCGAGCCAGCCCAAGGAGAAGGCGUCGCCCAGCAUCUCGGAGGAGUGGGAGAAGCUCAUCAUCAUCGACGACAAUGACGAUUUCUGCACUCCGGUCUCCUCUUCCAGGGCCACAUUCCCCAGGCCUCCGGUCUCCACGCUGCCGUCUCCGGUGAAGCCACUGGACGAGAAGACCUCGAGGAUCCUGGAGCGGCUGGAGGCCCCCAAGGCCAAGAAGCAGAGGGCCAGCAAGCCGCCCGGUGCCGGCGCCGCGACGGCGUCCGGCCGCGGUGGUGUCAGUAGCACACAGGGGAAGAAGCCGCUGCUGCCGUUUGAGCCCAGCGCUAGCCAGCCACUGAAGCCUACCUUCAACAGGGUACGGCGAAAGCCUGUUCCUUAGCUCCAGUUGACUCUGCUGUGCAGAUUAAUUAAGAACCUUCUACUUCACUAGUUACUUCAUGAGUUCGUCCAGUGUAGCCCUAUAAUGAUAUUCUCAACAUGUUUUUGUUCUGAAUUGUAGUAACUAUGAAGCUCAACAAUAAGUUGGGAAAGGAUGUGCCACGAA